Ophidiomyces ophidiicola is the source of this 2460-nucleotide messenger RNA. RefSeq lists its product as uncharacterized. Lineage: Eukaryota; Fungi; Ascomycota; Eurotiomycetes; Onygenales; Onygenaceae. Gene Ontology annotation, molecular function: calcium ion binding; mannosyl-oligosaccharide 1,2-alpha-mannosidase activity. Gene Ontology annotation, biological process: carbohydrate metabolic process; N-glycan processing. The record is from RefSeq and is a predicted model, not a curated record. Bases 1 to 2460 code for a protein of 819 amino acids. The transcript is spliced from 2 exons. Gene Ontology annotation, cellular component: endoplasmic reticulum; Golgi membrane.
AUGCCUCGCCUUCGCCGGUAUCGCGUGCUGCUUGUGUUUGCUGCAGUCGGCAUUCUCGCCUUCUUCCAUUUCACCCAGACCCGGAAAUGGCCUCCUGAUCGGAGCUCUCAGAAGCCCCUAGACUUUGAGAAGAGCAAGCCUGCUAUUCUUCAGCAGCCGGCGGAAGGUCACAAUCGCGAUAAGAGCUCUAUAGAAAAUGCCACGCCAUUAAGCGGAAACCAGAAUCACAACACAGCUACCCGCGUUUUCGUGAAACCACCGGCAUCGCCCGUUAAAACACUCCCACCUAUAACCUCACCUCCUUCGCAGACACCCACACCUGAUAGCCAGUUUGGGCCCGGCGGCCUUGGGAGAUUGGAAGUGCCCGAGCUUGAUCGCCGUAUUCGAUGGAAAAAGCAGCCCCAGCAUUUUCCAGUGGCUGCUUCAGAGAUAAUCCCCUUGCCGUCUGGAGUCCCCAAAGAUAUUCCCAGGAUCCAAGCCCCUAAAUUUUACCCAGAGACCUGGAAUGGAAAAGCCAUCCGUGAUCAGAGGUUGGCGUUUAUCAAAGCAUCGUUCAAACGUUCUUGGGAUGGCUAUAGGAUACAUGCCUGGGGCAAAGAUGAACUGCAGCCUGUCUAUGGUGGCAGUAGGGAUCCGUUCAUGGGAUGGGGCGCAACUUUGGUUGAUGGCUUGGAUACGCUUUGGAUAAUGGGUUUCUAUCAAGAAUUUGCAACCGCUGUCAAAGCCGUUGCGAAGAUUGACUUCAAAACCAGUCCCCGCAAGGAUAUUCCUGUUUUUGAGACUGUCAUUCGUUACCUUGGGGGCUUGAUCGGGGCCUACGAUAUUUCCGAACAGCAAUUCCCUGUCCUGCUAGAGAAGGCGGUUGAACUAGCCGAGGUUUUAAUGGGCUCAUUUGACACACCGAACAGAAUGCCUUUGACUUAUUAUUGGUGGGCGCCAACGUAUGCAUCACAACCUCACCGGGCUUCCACGAGAGUUGUUCUUGCGGAGCUUGGCUCCCUGUCGGUUGAGUUUACGAGGCUUGCCCAGCUAACAAAUGAAAACAAAUACUACGAUGCCAUCGCUAGAAUUACAAACGAAUUAGAGAAAUUUCAGCCUAAUACCACUCUUCCAGGUUUAUGGCCGGCGUACGUUGAUCUUUCCGGCUGUAUGAAGAAACCCAAGGGAACUGUAGGUGAAACUCAAGCAGAUGAUGGGACGGUGCUUUUCCCCCCAACCGUACCUGGCCAUAGUGUGCCCCAUAAAGCCUUAAGUCAACGAGAUAGCCCAAUACCUGAAAAGUCGAAAGACACACAGCCGGCAAAAUAUAGCUCAAAAGCGAAACCUGUCAAAAACUCCGACUUGCUCGACUCGGAUUGCGAAGAGGACGGUAUCAAAUCGCCGGCAUUUUCAACAGCAGAUAAAUACACACUUGGUGCUUUGGCGGAUUCCACCUACGAAUACCUACCAAAGAUGCACCUUCUUCUGGGAGGCCUUACGGACCAGUAUCGGAGAAUGUAUAAAAUGGCCAUGGAUACAACUAGGAAGUAUUUGCUAUAUAGACCAAUGCUGCCGCAGGAAUAUGAUAUUUUGUUUCAUGCGUCUGUGACUUCAUACAAUUCACCGAUGGCAGCGAACGGUUUGAAGUACGAAUACGAAGGCACCCAUCUAGGAUGUUUCGCAGGCGGAAUGUUCGCACUUGGGGCUAAAAUUUUUGGAAUUGACGGCGAUUUAGACCUUGCCAGAAAGCUAACAGAUGGAUGCGUUUGGGCAUAUAAUUCCACAAAAACCGGCAUCAUGCCUGAGGGUUUUGAGGUGCUGCCAUGCCCUACUCUUGACCGUUGUGCUUGGAACCAAACCAAGUACUAUAAUGCCAUUGAUCCCUACGAGGAGGAGAGAAAAUCCAGGCACGAGACGUGGCUUGUGCAGAAAGCUGAAAUCGAAAGGUCCAAAAUGAUGGGUCGAAAGGAAACUGAGGCUCCUGGAAAGAGAGCCGCCCUGCCUUUAUCUACAGGCCGUCAUAACGGCGGGCACAUCAAACGGCGCGAUGCAUUGCCUGACGACAUAUCCCGCUUGCCCGAUCGCGAAGAUUCUGCGCUAGAUAUCCUCGGCCCAGAGCCCACGUUCGUCCCCCAAAAGCAAUUUGCUGAACAACUCAUCAAAGAAGACCGCAUCCCUUCUGGGAUGACCAAUCUUCAAUCUCGCAAAUAUAUUCUUCGGCCAGAGGCCAUUGAAUCUGUAUUUUACAUGUAUCGCAUCACCGGUGAGAAAUCCUGGAGAGAAAAGGGCUGGGCCAUGUUUGUGGCAAUUGAAAAGAACACUAUGACCGAACUCGGCACUUCUGCAAUCAAGGAUGUUACGAGCGACGCUCCGACGUACUUGAACGAAAUGGAGUCGUUUUGGCUUGGAGAAACGCUCAAGUAUUUUUAUCUUCUUUUCAGCGACCAUAAUCUCGUCAGUCUAGACGACUAUGUUUUGUAA